Messenger RNA from Paramacrobiotus metropolitanus, 964 nucleotides. RefSeq names its product eukaryotic translation initiation factor 1A, Y-chromosomal-like. Gene Ontology annotation, molecular function: RNA binding; translation initiation factor activity. The record is from RefSeq and is a predicted model, not a curated record. Gene Ontology annotation, cellular component: cytoplasm. The transcript has a single exon. Bases 174 to 650 code for a protein of 158 amino acids. Lineage: Eukaryota; Metazoa; Tardigrada; Eutardigrada; Parachela; Macrobiotidae. Gene Ontology annotation, biological process: translational initiation.
GUUAAUAAUGUUCCUAUGAGACUGUAAUGCGCACGAGGUUUUUGCAUUUUUUCAGAAAAUCAGUUUUGCCUUUUGGUGUCCUAAAUCCAAAGCCAAAAAAAUUGACGAUUCUCUUCAUUUAUGCACUGACACUUAAUUAUUCCUUUGUUGUAUUCUGCUCUUGAUCUUCAACCAUGCCGAAAAAUAAAGGAAAGGGAGGAAAGAAUCGUCGUCGUGGUAAGAACGAAAACGAGAACGACAAGCGCGAGUUGGUCUUCAAGGAAGACGGCCAGGAAUAUGCCCAGGUGAUCAAGAUGCUGGGGAAUGGACGCGUGGAGGCAGUAUGUUUUGACGGGACAAAACGGCUGUGCCACAUACGCGGCAAACUCCGGAAGAAAGUAUGGAUUAAUCAGGGUGACAUCAUUCUGGUGGGGCUGCGCGAUUAUCAGGAUGGUAAAGCCGAUGUUAUCAUGAAGUACUUUCCGGAGGAGGCGCGCUUGCUAAAGUCCUACGGGGAGAUUCCGGAGUCGACGAAAGUCAACGAGGCCACCUUCGUCAACGAGGAUAUGGAGAAUGACGGGAUUGAGUUUGAUGACGCGGCCGGAGGAGGCAGUGCCACUGAGAGUGACAGCGAUGAUAGUAAGGACGAGGUGGAUGUGGAUGAUGUUUGAGCAUGCCCCGUUGCGCCAGCAACAACACCGCGCUAGGACACAUUGGCCAGUGGAAUUCCCGUGUUCGGUUUGGUUUAAUUUUUACGAUUCGGCGUAUCUCAAGUUUUUCAUAUCUGCUUGACGCGCAGUACUAGCAUUGCAGUUUACAGAAUGUUCUGUGAGUUCAUGUUUGUAGCUGUUAAAGUUAGUGAUUGUGGAGUUGAAAAAUACAUAGCCAGAACCUAAAUUAUCAUGCUUCGUUAGACUCAUUGUUCUUUUCGUUUUUUGUUUAUGGAUAGUCGUGUUCCAUUGAUCAUGAUAAAAAGCUAAAAUAG